CCCGCCGGACAUAAGUUGGACAAUGAUUAAAGAGCAGCCCAGUUGAAGGCAAAAAUUAAAAAAGAGCAGCCCAUUUGUAGGUUAAACCUUCAUCAGUACUAGGCGAGAAUGAGCUCACACGAUAUACGUCGUCCAUUCAAACGUCCGGCGAUCUCCGACCAACAACGACGCCGUGAACUUUCAUUGCUCCGACAAUCCCAAAACCGGCGUGACGCUCAGUUACAAGCCCGUCGUUUAGCUUCCACAGUUGUCUCUCUUCAAGAAGAACCACACCAAGUUGAGGAUGAUUAUGGAAAUCAGGCACAUGAUCUUCGUCAAGCUACUAAGCUACGAGGACCUGAAGCGAGGUUAUGGUUUGCCAAGCAACUUAUGCUUCCCGAAUGGAUGAUUGAUGUUCCCCAUAAUCUCAAUACUGAUUGGUAUGUAUUUGCUAGGCCUGCUGGAAAACGGUGUUUUGUUGUUUCUUCGAAUGGAACAACAAUCAGUAGACUGCGCAAUGGAAUUCUCUUGCAUCGUUUUCCUUCUGCCCUACCCAAUGGUGCCAGGACUAAUAACAGUAAAUCUGCUCAAUCAUACUGUAUUCUUGAUUGCAUAUUUCACGAGUCUGAUGAGACAUAUUAUGUCAUUGACGGUGUUUGUUGGGCGGGAAUUUCAUUAUAUGAGUGCACUGCCGAAUUCAGAUUCUUUUGGUUAAACAGCAAGCUUGCUGAGACGGGGGCUUGUGAUGCUCCCUCAACUUAUCAUAGAUAUAGAUUUAGCACUCUUCCUGUAUACAACUGUGACAAAGAAGGACUACAGACAGCUUAUGCAGGACAAGUUCCAUAUGUCAAGGAUGGAAUACUGUUUUACAACAAACAUGCACAAUAUCAAACUGGAAAUACACCACUAGCAUUGGUUUGGAAGGAUGAGAACUGUAGCCAGUAUGUCAUUGAUACGGAUAAUAAAGGACAAAUUCCAAGUCAACAACAGGUAGUUUUGGAGCUCCUGGAUAAUGGCAGGCUGGCUACAUCUGAUGACCCUCCUGUCAUAUUUGGCUGCUUGCUUGGUGAAUUCGUGCAAAAGACAGAACUUCACCGUGGAGAUCUUCUAAAGUUUGCAAUAGGUGAAGGGGGGUUAGUUAUUGUUGACAGUAAACUGGAGAAGGUUGAUCUGCAAUACCUAGGCAAGUCCAAUCGUGCUCGUGCUUUUGCUGAUAGUUACUCGAAGGUCUUGUUCCAGCAUGCAGCGCGGUAUUCUCCUCUCAGAAUUGAGUAUCUUUUUGCAUCAAUCAGUUCAUGUGUUGAAGAUGGAAAUCCAACUCAAGAUGCAGAGAUGGCUGGUUAAAGGCGCCACAUGCAAGAAACACAUUUCAGCUAAGCCAAAUAAAAAUGCCCCGUAAGAAAUUAACUUGAGUGGUAGGCAUGAUCAUUCUCGUCUACAUCAUUUUUCUUGUUUGAACGUGUAUAUAUGAUCCAAGAAAAUACAUUUUUGCGUCACUUAAGAUCAGAACAGUCAUAGGUGAGAAAGUAAAUCCCUUUUUGACUUCACUUAUGAGGUUUCUUCCCCGGUCUGAAAUUGACACUUUCCGGUCUCAUCCAUCUACUACUACUUCUUAAUUUGAGCAGUCUAAGCUUUUACAAAUGAAAAUUAAGGGGAACGCCUCUGAAAAUCCACAGCUUCUGAUUGCGCAGCUGAACUUACCUCCGGUGUCCAACGGUUCAUUGUUGACGUAAUAUUUUUCAGAACAGAAUUAAUAGUUUGGCGAAGACAGCGUUGAUGGCAACAUGUUUAUACAAAAGAAGUGCACAUGGGUCUCUCGGUUAAUGCUUUGCAUAAUAGUCUACAACAGAACCUUUUGGAAUUUUGUAUUUUAUUUAUGAAAAGCUCCAAUACUCUUCUCGAUGUUUCCCCUUGGAAUGAGAUUAACAAUCUAAGUGACACAGCUUUGUCUAUUUGUGAGGGAGGGAUUGAUUUUUAGAGCACAUCACAUGAAAAUUGUAUUCAGCCAGUGGUGGAGUGAAAAUAUAUUUGCUAAAACCAACGUUAGUGUACAUUAUGACUUCUCGUUUUGUAUUGGAACCAAUUACAACAAAUUUUGUAGCUGAA
Messenger RNA from Lycium barbarum (goji berry), 2085 nucleotides. RefSeq lists its product as uncharacterized. The record is from RefSeq and is a predicted model, not a curated record. Gene Ontology annotation, cellular component: cytoplasm; nucleus. The coding region runs from base 109 to 1323 and encodes 404 amino acids. Lineage: Eukaryota; Viridiplantae; Streptophyta; Magnoliopsida; Solanales; Solanaceae. The transcript is spliced from 7 exons. Gene Ontology annotation, biological process: snRNA import into nucleus.